Messenger RNA from Diabrotica virgifera virgifera (western corn rootworm), 1426 nucleotides. Its product is annotated as putative nuclease HARBI1. The coding region runs from base 14 to 1276 and encodes 420 amino acids. The transcript has 3 exons. The record is from RefSeq and is a predicted model, not a curated record. NCBI's taxonomy places the organism in Eukaryota, Metazoa, Arthropoda, Insecta, Coleoptera, Chrysomelidae.
UGUUGUUGUUUGUAUGGUUGUAAGUUGCAUAUUUGUUUUGUUGCCGAUUUAUUUUUUGUAUUUUGUACACAUAAAGAUGGAAGAAAACAUUGCUCUAUUUUUCAUUGACGACAAUGAUUUAGAUAUGAAUUUAGUGGGGUAUAUGGCUGCAAAUCUAGCAGAACCUUUACAAAAUGAUUUGCAAAUACGCGAAAGACACCCCAGGAACAGGAAUGAAAAUUACUAUGAAAUGGUAAUUCCUGGAUAUACAGAUUUUCAAUUUUAUGAACAUUUUAGAAUGACUAGGGAAAUGGCAGAGGAGUUGGUACAUAUUGUUGGUAAUAAUCAUCCAUUGGAAGAUCGAAAUAAGUUGGCCCCAUUAAGAAAAAAAAUUCUGUUUUCGAUUUGGAUUUUAAGCAAACCAGAAAGUUUCCUUGCCACAGGUGAUCGAUUUGGGUUACCUACAAGUACAGGACAUCUAAUUUUUAAAGAAAUUAUUAAUAUAAUUUGCAGUUUGAUGCCUCAAUAUAUUCGGUGGCCUGAUUUGAACGAUUAUGCAGUUUCAUCUCAGGUGUUUCAAGAGCGUACACAUGGUUUUCCAGGUAUUAUUGGGGCGAUAGAUGGUUGCCACAUACCAAUAAAACAACCUAUUGGAAAUAACAUUGAUUUCUACAACAGGAAAGGUUUUCACUCUAUUAUUUUGCAAGGUAUACAAUUAUUAUUAAUGUUAAAUUCAACUUUACACAACAUUUUUUAUAACUGUGUUUUAGGGAUUUGUGACCACACAGGUAAAUUUAUAGAUGUCUUCAUUGGCAUGCCCGGACGUAUGCAUGAUUCAAGAGUGUUCAGAAACAGUCCUGUUUUCCGAAGAAUAAACAAUCGGCAAAAUUAUUUAAUCCCUGAACACUUUCACUUGCUUGGGGAUGCCGCUUAUCCACUAAUCACUAAUGUAAUGACCCCCUUUAGGGAUACAGGUCAUUUGACAGAAGCCCAAACUAGAUACAAUAGAAAACUGAGUGUAGCAAGGUCAAUAAUAGAACGUACUUUUGGCAUAUUGAAAAGCAAAUUUCGCCGUUUAAAAUAUUUAGACAUUGCAAAUAUUGAAUUGGGUAAUACAAUAAUUGCUGCUGCAUGCGUUCUACAUAAUUUUACAUAUAGAGGUCAAGACAAUGAUGAAUACAAUGAAGAAUUAAUAGAUAAUAUAAACCAAAAUAGGCAAAAUGUACCUCAAGUAGGUGUGGUAGACGUCACAGCUGUGGUAAAGCGCAAUACUAUUGUAGCUGGUUUAGAAGAUUAAAUUGUGUAAUAAAAAAAUUUGCAACCUGUUAAAAAUGUAGUCUUUAGUUUUUAGAUAGAAUAAAUAGUUUAGAUAUAUUUAUAUUUUUAUUAUAAUUAGAAUAUUUUUGUAAUUAUAGAUUAGGAUUAUUCAAUAAACAAUAUAAAUGAA